This is a messenger RNA of Saccostrea echinata, 694 nucleotides long. RefSeq names its product putative nuclease HARBI1. The record is from RefSeq and is a predicted model, not a curated record. The transcript has 3 exons. NCBI's taxonomy places the organism in Eukaryota, Metazoa, Mollusca, Bivalvia, Ostreida, Ostreidae. Bases 1 to 687 code for a protein of 228 amino acids.
AUGAGCGACGUCAAUAUCCUUUGGUCAUACGUAAAAACCAAGAAGAUUUUUUUCACAGUUGCUAGAUUUCCGGGCGUUGUUGGAGCCAUCGACGGCACACAUGUUCGGAUUAUCGCCCCACACGAGUAUGAAAAUGAAUAUGUAAACAGACACCACUUUCACAGCAUUAACACUCAGAUUGUGUUUGAUCCGAACUACAGAAUAAUUGAUGUUGUUGCUAAAUGGCCAGGCUCAACACACGAUUCUCGUAUUCUCAAUGAGAGUGGUCUCAAAGUGUUAUUUGAGCAAAAUCACCUACCUCUUCAUACUCACUUACUCGGGGACAGCGGUUACCCUUCCAAACGCUGGCUGUUAACGCCGUUUCUGAGACCAAAUCAGGGCUCCCAGACGAAUUACAACAGAGCCCACAAGAAAACCAGAAGUGUGGUGGAAAGAGGAAUAGGGCAGCUGAAGAGGCGCUUUCAUGUCCUACAUGGUGAGAUUCGUUUAUUACCAGAAAAGGCAUGUCAGGUUAUAUUAGCCUGUUCCAUUCUUCACAAUAUCUGCAAAGACCUCAAUAUUGCAUGCCCUCCACCAGAUGAUGAAGAUGGGGAGGAGGAGGAUCAUCGACAGAUUGUAAAUGCCAACAGCAACUGCAAUCAUGAUGGAACAAGAUACAGACAACUGUUUGCUGAGUCUCACUUUUGAAUCUGUA